AGUAGAAGAAGCCAUGAUUCAAUCUUUGACGUCUUACCAUAUGCGCCACCUGCAAAUCCAGGAUUGACUCCGGUACAAAAUGCCGUAUUCCCCUCCUCACAAUUGCGACAACGGCCAUCGGCGACAUUGAAUGGCAUAACAACCCGGUCUCCUUUCUUGAGCAAUGUGACGCCUUCGCCUAGUUCUUCGACAAUUCCCAUGUUUUCGUGACCUUUUCCCGUUUAGCUUUCUUUUUCGAUCCACGCCGCCAUACAAUGCCUUCAUACCAAAUGUGAUGCCUGGCUCGGCAGACGUCCGACCUUCGUACAUGCUAUAAAAUUGUCAGCUUGUCUCUAUUCUUUUGGCAUUGUAAGACCUCCUCUAUGUACUUACUGAAGAUCUGAGCCACAGAUCGCUGCCUGGAAGCUGUUAGCUGAUUGAUUGUGCAAGGUCGUUUGGUGUAAGUCGAUCACUAACAGUGGUAACCUUGACAAUGAUAUCAUCCGGGUGUUCUAGUCUGGGUCUCUCAAUAUCUUCCACUCUGACCGUGUACGGUCCGACAUAGUUUAAUGCUUUCAUAGUGGACAUGGUGAUUGAUCUCGUUGUACCUAGUCUGAAUUGGUAGUUGGGCUAUAUUCCCAAAGUUUGAAUCCACGAAACUCAGGUGAGGUAUGUUGGCUGUGUUGGGCGCAAAAAUGCACUCAUGGUCACUUUUAUGGAAAAAAAAAAAAAAAACUUCUGAUAUUUCAACGAUUGGACCAGAACCUUAAACGACUAGUCCAUGACCCGGACGUGUCUGUCUUACAGCCAUGUCCUCGUUAUUGCCCCGCAUCAAACCUCUCAUAUACCUUCCUGCCCCCGCAUUGGCACUGCAGUGAUGAACGCUGAGGGGAGGUCCCACGCUGAUGAAGAGGGAAAUGAGCGUGGGUUCAUCGAGAAUGGCUUUCUAUAGUGAGGGGUUCUUGAAGCCUGAUUGUGAUGGAUACUAGAGUGAUGCAAGUGCAGGCGGGUCUGGGAAUGGGGUCUAGGAAUAAAGAUACAAUCACCUCUGAGUAUCUCUAUAGAAAGAUCCCUCUCCUAAACAAGUGAUUUGACUACAGAUUGUGAACUGAGACGGAUAUCAACAUCGAAAGUUAUGUAUUGAAUGAAGUAGCCAGAUUUAUGUAUUGCUGCUUGGUCCAUCAGGCAUAAAAUAAUGCUCAUGGUGGUUUUGGUCAAAGCUGAAUAUUUGAUGUUUGGGCAGGGUGCAUGACGCGAGAUAAGAGCAGUUCAGAUGGUAGGGUAUUUGAUUGUUUUCUUGCUUGAUUGUUUGCUCGAUUGCUCGAUUGCUUGUUUGUUUGUUUGUUUGUUUGUUUGACUGCUUCUGUUUAUUAGCCGGGUAAAUGCCGCUUGUUGAAUUUGCCGAUCAUUUUUAUUUUGGCCGCCCAACCUUUUCAUUCUUUUUGGACAAACUAGACUAGACUUUUCCACUUUCUCUAAUCCACACCAGGCCAAGCGUCAAGACCAAACUUUCA
Messenger RNA from Trichoderma atroviride IMI 206040, 1493 nucleotides. Lineage: Eukaryota; Fungi; Ascomycota; Sordariomycetes; Hypocreales; Hypocreaceae. The record is from RefSeq and is a predicted model, not a curated record.